Messenger RNA from Eremomyces bilateralis CBS 781.70, 1609 nucleotides. RefSeq lists its product as uncharacterized. Lineage: Eukaryota; Fungi; Ascomycota; Dothideomycetes; Eremomycetales; Eremomycetaceae. Bases 351 to 1475 code for a protein of 374 amino acids. The transcript has 2 exons. The record is from RefSeq and is a predicted model, not a curated record.
AGAAAUCUAUUUCCACUUCCCUUCACGAAGCGCUUCAGGUGUUCAUCAUUGGGAGCCACCGCUCGGCUCAAUAGAAACCGGACUAAUGACAGGGUCAACAUUUGCAACGAGCCUCCGAUCUGUUGCGUUGCCCAGGAAUACCUCAAACGCGUGCUAACGAUAACGGCUUCAGGAGUCGCGUUGGAGGGCUUCGCUUCGGUCAAGGGAUCUGUUGAAAUAAUGUAUAUCAUUCCUGAUUCUGUUCUGUUUCUUUUGUGUUGCCUUUCUAUCUCAACUCAUUCUCAUCCAGCGACGCUCGCUUUGUGAUUCUUUAAAGCGUGUCAUUGCGUUUUCCUGAGUGUACUUUCAUCAUGCGGUCCAUCCUCUCGUUCCGCCUGGUUCCUAUAUUCGCUCUAUCGGCUCUCUCUGCUGCGCAGCAGUCCGUGCCACAAGAUUUGUCACAGAGCUUUCGGCAAAAUACUGUUCAACUACAAGUCAGCUAUACCGGUGAUGCUUCAAACGGGUUUGCAGAUGGCUCAAGGUUCACAGCGCAACAAUGCGCAAACACGCCAGCUUUUGGUCUCGGCGAUUCCUCCGGGAUAAGCACGACAGCAAAUUUCGUAAUCAUGAUGCUGGACACGACCUGCUCUCAGCGGGUCAUCCACUUCAUGCAGCCGAACUUCAAGUCAUCAGGGGACAGGCUCCAGCUCGCAUCCCAAGCCCAAUCGCUGGUCGACUACGUUGCGCCAGGCAGCCGAGGCGAAAAGGGUCAGCGACAGUACACCUUCCUCAUGUUCCUUCAACCAAGCUCCGCCCGAAUCAACUCGGUUCCCAAUGCUGGUGAUGUCGUGGACGUCGCGAGUCUACAGACGUCCAAUGGGCUUAGGCCGGCCAUCGCCGGUGUCGCGAUGCGGAUAGAUCUAGGGGGAGAUGCGGACUGUGGCAAUAAUAAUGGGGGAGGCCAGAACGGUGGAGGCCAGCAGCAACAACCAUCGCCACCCCAACUCACCACGGCGCAAGCAGCACCUCCUAACCAACCCGCUCCCCUUCCACCUCAGGUGCAGACCACACAGCAACCCCAACAACCACCUCCAGCGCAGACUACUCGACAAGUCCAACUGCCCCCAUCUCGCCCGACCACCCAGAUCGUCGCCCCUCCCCCCGCUGAUCUGAAUCUAAUCGAUAGCCCCGUCCCUUCCAGCACCCCGGCUGCGACCGCACCAAGAGCCUCCUCGUUGGUAUUCAUCACUAGCAUUGCCAGUGUGGUGUCCUUCACUGGCCCAAUCAAUCUUGGUCCGAUACCCACCGAGCUUCUUGCCGGAGUGAACACCCGCAGCGGUGGAUCGGCCGCGGCGCAGUCAGGAACUGGCAUCACUCCAGCGGCUGCUUCGAGCGGCGGGGUGGUUCCGUUUGCUGGGGCUACUAGACAGUUGGAGCGGAGCACCUGUUUGGUCCUUUUGGUGGCUGCGCUUUUGGGGGUCUUCCUAGGUUGGUAAUAUCUUGUCCUGAUGCUCGUUUGUUUUCUUUUGCAAAUCUAGGGAUUGUAUUGAUAGAUACCCGUAAUGUAUGUGGAUUGAAUUGUCCUAUAGUCAAUGCCGCCAUGCAAGCUAUCCAUAUGCUAUGAGGCUAU